This is a messenger RNA of Leptopilina boulardi, 12003 nucleotides long. RefSeq names its product terminal nucleotidyltransferase 5C. The transcript is spliced from 2 exons. NCBI's taxonomy places the organism in Eukaryota, Metazoa, Arthropoda, Insecta, Hymenoptera, Figitidae. Gene Ontology annotation, molecular function: poly(A) RNA polymerase activity; RNA binding. Gene Ontology annotation, biological process: mRNA stabilization. The coding region runs from base 563 to 1918 and encodes 451 amino acids. The record is from RefSeq and is a predicted model, not a curated record.
GCGCUGUCAGGUGUCAGUGUCAGUUGGUUCGCCACGGCGACUUGGUGCGCCGUUGAUGUGUAACUAACUACACCUCGCUAACAUUUUUGGAUUUAUACUUCAUUGGUGGAUCAUUUAAUUCAAAUUAUAAUCACGAAAAAAAAAAAACGUUCUUAACAACAGUCGUACUAAGUGGUUCUUUAUAAAGAAAAAGAAGAAAAAAAAACCGUUGCCGGACCUGCCGGCCGGCAGUACACUAAUUGUGUGAUACACAAAAAAAAAAUUUUGGACGAGUGCAUGUAUCAAUUUACGUGACACAUUCGCGUCUCUAACAGUGAACGCGACAGUGCAGUUUUUCAUUUUAUUCUAAUUUUUACGUUUUUUGAACUAACGUGCAAGAGUGGCACGUGUGCUACUAUUAAAUAAUCACUUUUUUUUUUUGGAGGACGAAUUCAAAAUCGCCCAUCUGCUUUAUCGACCAGUGACACAACUUUCCCACGAGUUUCAUAGUGAACACUUCCUAAAAGGAGAAACGUGCGAUAACUAUUUUAUCACAAAGUUCGGCGAGGAAUACCAAGCCGCUAUGGAGUCUCACUGCCAAGCGAAUGGCAGCAUUAGAAACAUCUCGGACGAGGACGGCAACUACGACUAUCCGGAUGAUGUAAAUAGUGAUGAUAUUGAGGACAAUGAGAGCAGUCUUAAUAAUAACAAUAACAACAACAAUAACAACAACAAUAAGACGAAUCAAAAGAAUAAUAGCGAGUGCGCUGACCCACAGCAGAGGCUCGCUGUCCUGAGCUUUGAGCAGGUUCGUCGGCUAAAUGAUGUGAUGAAUGAGGUCGUGUGUAUUCACGGAAGGGGGAAUUUCCCGACCCUGGAGGUGCGUUUACGUGAUCUCGUGACUGUUGUACGUAGCAAAUUGGAGGAGAAUCCAAGUAACGGUGGAGCGGGUAUGAAGGUGCGCGACAUCCGGUUGAAUGGCGGAGCAGCCUCGCACGUCCUCGCGACCGAAUCGCAGCCCUACAACGAUUUAGAUCUCAUCUUCGCGGUAGAGCUGUCGAGCGGCCGUAAUUACGAUAAAGUCAAGACGGCAGUGCUUUGUUCCUUGUUCGACCUGUUGCCGGAAGGCGUUAGCCGAAAACGCAUCACUACCUGCAGUUUAAAGGAAGCCUAUGUCAGUAAAAUGGUCAAGGUUAAUAAUGAAGGUGAUCGAUGGUCACUUAUUUCUCUUGGCAAUAAUCGAGGUCAUCGAAAUGUUGAACUCAAAUUUGUUGACUCGAUGAGACGGCAAUUUGAAUUCUCCGUUGAUUCUUUUCAAAUUGUUCUUGAUUCCCUGCUUCUAUUUUACGAGUGCAGCAGGCUACCAAUUGGAGAGAAUUUUUAUCCAACUGUAGUCGGCGAAUCCGUCUAUGGUGACUUCCAAGAGGCCCUCUAUCAUUUGCACAAGAAGCUCAUUUCCACCAGGCAUCCAGAGGAAAUUCGAGGUGGCGGCCUCCUCAAGUACUGCAAUCUCCUCGUUAAGAUGUAUAAACCCUCCCAGCCGGACUAUAUCAAGACCCUUGAACGGUACAUGUGUUCCCGGUUCUUCAUAGACUUUCCCGACAUUAGCCAGCAAAAGGCAAAACUCGAAAACUACCUUUGGAAUCACUUUGUUGGACCUGAGGAGGAGGCUCUUAAGUACCAGUAUUUGAUGUUGCUGCACAAUGUUGUUGAGGAGUCAACCGUUUGCCUCAUGGGACAUGAACGACGACAAACACUCGCUCUAAUUGAGAAUCUUGCUUAUCAAGUACUCUGUGAGGAACAACAACGGCUCUCCAGUCAACAACCAACCACAGGACCUCCUGCCUAUGUCUACGCUAAUGGAUACUAUUACACACCAGUGAUACCCACUGCGUGUUACACUUGCACCUGUAAUUCGUGGAUGGCCUGCUCGUCGUGAUCCCAAGUUCUCUUGAGUGAAGCGUGAAGAUUCAGCAGACAAAGCGGGCAAAGGUGAUCAUCGAAAUCAGUUGACUCUCGUGACGACUCAUCUCAACACACUUUAUAAUUAUUAUAAUUAUUAUUAUUAUUAUUACUAUUAUUAUUAUCAUCUCUAGCUACACCUACUAGUUUCUCGUAGUUAACGAAAACAGCGAUAGAAACGGGACCGUAUUUUAACAACUGCGUAAAUUUUUUAGUGGUUCUCGGUUGUGAUGACGAACGACCCUUUUUGAAAGAUGUAUUUAUCAUAUUAAAUCAAUCAGUGCUGUGUGCAGUCCCAAGUGUCGUGUCAAAGUCAACGUAUUGCGUUCUUAGGCCCUGUGGAAGCAGAUUAUUUCCUCAAUUUGGUAUGUUUGCUCUUUCUGAGCUCGGGACGUUCUUUUCUUUCUUAAAAAAAAACCAGCCAUCUUCUUACAACUAAAUUUUUAAUUUGCCUCAAUUUUUAUCGAUUGUACACAAAAAAAAAAUUUCGUCUAAUCCAAAGUUAGAAUUGUCUCAUUGGCUUUUUUUAGUAAACGUAAUAUUUCUUCAAUUCAUGUCAAUUGAUUUUAUUUCUAUCAAGAAUUACUUUUUAUUCGUUAAAGUAAAUCAUAAAAAUAAUUAAUUAAUGGAAAAAUAUUUUUCCAAAUAUUAAAAAAUACAAAAAAUUUGUCUGUUUUAAUCAACAUUGUAUAAAAUUAAAAUGAAAACAAAAAUAAACCAAUGAAACAUUAAUAAACCUUCGACUUCUUCGGUUCAAUGAUAGAUCCAAUUAUUGAGAAUAUACAUUCAUCGUUUUAAAAAAAAAACACAUCAUGAAAAUUCGAGUCUGUUAAUGAAUAACUGUUUCCACAAUUAUGGAACGUCUAUUUUAUAUACUCAUGGUCAAGGAAGAUAAGAUAAUUGUAAUUGUUGGCAGAAUAUAAUAAAUUUUGAUAAUUGUCCCGGUUCGCUGUUAAAAUACUCGUUCUGAUUUCGAGACACUAGACACUUUUUUUUGGAGAAGAGGCGUUUUCUAUACAUAUACAUAAAUAAAAAAAAAAAAUAUAUAUAUAUAUACAUAGAUAUUUAAAGAAAAUUCUACAUACAAAUAUACAUGCAUAUUAUUCUAUAAAUGAAUUAUUAAUUAAUGUGUGGCUGUGAUCACAUUUCAUUUAGUUUCUACGUUGUAAGAUCGUUGGCAUAAAAGUGGGAAAAAAAUAAAAAAAAAAAAAUAAAUAUAUUAUAUAUUAUAUUAAUAUGUGAGAUACCAAAUCGACGUCUCGAGCUCGAAUUACAACAGUUUCAUUAACACAGCCUGAAAAUUCGUAGGCGACAAAAAAAUCAGCCAUAUAAAGUUUCACGAAUACUUUUAUUUAUUUUUUAAAAAAAAAUCCUGGUCCAUUGAUAAGGAUACUUUUUAAAUUCAAUUUUUUAACUGGCAUUUUUCUAUUCUAUAAAAAGAUAGUUAAUCUUGAUAAACUAAUUUCAAACAGAAAAAAUGUAAAUAUUACCAUUUUGAGAAAAUAUCUUCUUGAAAUUAGAAGAAAAAUUAAUUACCUUUUUUGUAAGCUUUGUAAAUAAACUGUUACAGUAAAAAAUAUAAUUAUUUAAUAAAUUUAGAAAAUAAAAAAAGGAAUUAUUCCUUUUUAAUUGGAUGCGAUGUUUUUUUUUCUACAAAUAUAUAAACUAAAUCCCAUAAAUUUAAGAAAAGAUUUAUUUAUAAAAACUAACCAUUCAUUUAGGCUAUAACCAAAAUUAGUGGAAUAAGAAUGUCUUAAAAAAUUUUCUAAUGUAUCACGAAUUUUCUUUAAAGAAAAUUCUUUUCAAUAAGUAUACAUUUUUUAUAAACGAAUUUAUAUCUCAGUAGACAAUAUUUUGCAUUCCAUUUACCUCGAGCCCUAAAAUAAAAAUUUUCCGUCACGCACACAACCGUCCGUAUGUUAAAAAGAAAUCGAACUUUGUGAUAUUUUUUUAAAAAUUCAUUGAAAAUUUUUUAAGCGUGAAAAAAUAGAGACUAAAACGAUCUUAUUAAAAUAUAGAUAAAUAUGCAUAUUUACAUAAUAUGCAAUUUUUUAAGUAAUAUUUUGGAAAUAUUUUAUAAUAUUAAUUUAAAUAAUUUAUUUCCUCACUUUUUAAACUUAAGGCAAUGAUUUUUAAUCGAUAUUAAUUUGAGAAGAUCGUUUUAGACUCUGAAUAAAAAAAAAACAAUAAAAUAAUACGUUUGAAAAUCAAAUUUAAUUGUCUGAAUAAUUUAUGAUUUUACUAAGGGGGAAUUUGUAUUGAGUGGCUAAAACCCAGAUAUCUAAGGGGCUUGGGGUCGAUUCUCGUGAAAAGCAGCAGCCAAUUUCUCGAUUAAAUUUAACUCCUUUUAAUUUCAAUCAAUCAAGUUGAGUCCAUCAAGUGGCAUUCUCUUGUAAAUUUAAGAUUCGUUUCAUUUAAACAUUUCCAAAGCUUAAGGAGCACUGUACAUGAAAAUCUUUUAUUAUAUUCUUCAGUGGUUAAUUUUCAACUCAUUCUUUUUAAGGUUAUUAAAAAUUAUGACUACAAAUAUCAAAAAUUCUAAAUUCUAAAAAAAUUAUCAAAAUGAUUGGGGAUUUUUUUUAUUCUCUUUUCUUUUGGGGUGCGUCUUUACUGUAACAGUUAGAAAAAUUAUUAAAUAAGAAAAGGGGAACUGUGUGAAACGAUCUCGACUCUUUCGCAUCGAUAUUGUCUGGUGACCCCGUUAAUAUAUAUACAUUAUAUACAUAGGUUUUUCGCUCGCUAAAACGCUCACUCACACCCACUUGCACCCACACAUACAUAAGCCUAGUUCAGCGUUUGACUCUCGCUGAUUCGCUACUCGUUUGCUCACUCUUCCUUUCGGACGCAAGCGAAAGUAACAUCGAAAUAAAAACUUUGCAAACUGGUUUUUCAGGUAUCGCACUAAUGCUAAGGAGGUAGUCGACAGUGAUUGUCGCUCUAUUCCUCUAUUCCUGUCCCUUUUAACAUUUUUGUCCCUUUCAAUUCACAUACAAGAACACACUCGAGGUCAUUAAUCGAUAAAAAUUUCCAAUCUUUAUUUUUAUAUUCAUAUUUAAAAAAAUUUAAUUUCAUUUAAAACAUUAAUAUAUUUAAUUCUAAAUGUUAUUUUAAAAUUGAAAUAUUAAAAAAAAAUUCAAACAUUUAUUUUUGGAAAAAAAAUCAAAAAUUUCUGAUGAUUUAUGAAAAACUAGAAAUAUUUAAUCUUAUCGAAAGCCAGAUAGAGCAGUUCCAUUGAACAUUUAAUUUUGCUACAAUUUUCAGUCUAUCUGUGGCAAACAACACAUUACGCGACCUGACGUAAUAAAACUUUAGAUAAGAAUAAAAUAAUGUGUCAUGUACGUGAGAGUAAAUUUUUUUUUUUUUUGCAAUAAUUCAUAAACCUCUAUUCUAAAGUAAUGUCAAACAAAAAAUUUUCAAAGAAAAAAUAGAAUUUAUAAAAUAGAUAAAAAUGUUUAUCUUAUAAUUUUGUUUUCUUGAUUAAAAAAAUAAUUUACUUUUGAAAACAAAUUUAUUGUAUAUGUUCUAUAUCUCAUCGAUUUUGUUGAAGGUAAAUUUAAUUAAGAACACUUUUCUUCUUGCUAAUUUAAACUUCAAGUCUAAAUGUCGACCUAUUCUAAUAAUAGGUUUCUUAUUGUUGGUCUUUUUUUUAUCUCGAAUGUUUGUUCCACGUUUAAACUUAAAAAAACUUUUGUUUUUUUUUUGUUUUAUAUGUGAUCGCAAAACAAAAGGGAAUCUCGCGCCAUUUGAAAUUUUUCUGGCGAACUUCCAGAGAAAAACAAAGACAAAAAUUUUCACUCUUUAAUAGAUGACACUAAGUCUACGAAAUUUUACCUCUAAAACUAAAAUUACAUUCUUUUUCUAAAGUGUAAGAUAUUUAGAAGAACAAAAAAAAUUUUAUUUCGCAUAAACAUCUCUAAUAAAAUUUUAUGUAUAAAUCUAUUUUCUAUAUAAUUUUGCAAUCAUCAAUAUUUAUGAGUGUAUUUUAAAAAAAUGUAAUUUCAUGUUCCCCCCCCCCACCAAUAUAAAUCUCUGAAAUAUUUUCUAACCGCUUUUCUUCCGUGUGAUUAUUUAUUAUUCACGCAUUCCAGUGGAACGUUUUUUUUUUAUUCCUAUCCAAAGCUCAUGUAAAUUUUAUUCAAAUGUCAUGUUGAAUCCAUAGCUUGAGCGAAAUUAUUAAGUCAUUUAUCAAAUAAUUUUGCAUUGGACUUUUAAUUUAUUCCUCUUUCGUAAUAUUUAAAUAAACUUGCUAUUAUCGAAUUUAAAUUAACUUGUUCAAUAAGAACAUAUAAAAUUAAUUUAUUAACUUUUUAUAAUCAUAGAAAAGAAAAUAUUUUCUUUGUAUUCGCUUUUUAUUAAAAAAAAUUUGUUGAAUAAAAAAAAACAUAAUUUUCGUUAAUGAAAAAUUAUUUUGAAUUUAAAAUUUUGAAAUAAAAAAAAUUUCUAUGAAUAUUACUAAAAUCUAAAUUAAUUAAAUUUCUUAUCAUGUGAAAUUCAGAGCUCGUGCGGGAAGUAAUAUAUUGGUUAUUAUGUAAAUAAUAAGUCGAAUCAAUCAGAAUUUCUUCCUGUUUCGCUCUUUUCUUUAACGUGUGCGUCAUAUAAGUAAUGAUAUUCCGUGAAAGUGCAUCGUGACCCAAAGGUGCAUUGACCGAUGAAUAAUUUCGCGUUUCUCCCUUACGAAAAAAAAAAGAAAAAAUAUUUAUACAAAACCCUUAGAAAAUUGUUAUUAAUAAUUAUACAAAAAAAAAUUGCCCACUGAAGAAAAUAAAUAAUUUUAAAAACAUCUUAUAUCAAAAUGAAUUCUAAUUUUAUUAUAAAAAAAUAAUUCUAUUUUUCAAUUAUUGGGGAUUUUAUGAAUGUUGUCGUUUUUUUUUUUUUUUUUGUCUAUUGUGAGAAUUUUUUUUUUUCUAGAAAAAAAUACCUAUUUCUAAAGAUGCUGUUCUAAGGAAUUUUUUAUCGACAUCUUUUUUUGAGUGCUUCAAAUCAUCUCUCGUCACACAAUAUAAGAUCGAGUUAUUUUUACUUUUAUCGAUUAUGCUUUCAAUGCUAUAUUUCAUUUAAUAUUGAAAAAUUGCUGCUGAUUUUCACGCUAUAAGAACGCUUUUAAUAUGCUUGGAAAAGUAAACCUAGAUUUCUUAUCACAAGUAAAAGUAGUAAUUAUAGAUAAAGAGUGUUCUAAAGUAGAAAAGAAUCGUUUUAUAAGAAAAAAAAAAAAAAAAUUACGAAAAUCAAAUAAAAUAUCUCUAGCCCAUGAAAUAAUAAAUAUCAAUUUUUGCCAAAAAUCUUGCACGCUAAUUAUUUCUAUAAUUUUACAUAAAAAUCUAAUGUUCAUAAAAAUAAUUGUCAUUAAAAUGUAAAAUAUUUUUUUUUACAAUAUAUCAUUAUUAGCAUCAGCAAAAUUUUUGCCAAAAAAUACUUUCGAGUACAACUUUUAAAAAAUUAUAUGGGCUUUAGAUUGUACACUGGAAAAAAAAUAGUAUUGAAUCAAGAAAACCCUUUUACUUGUCCGUAUUUGAUUCAAUAUUUUCUUGAUCCAAGAAAAUUUUACUAAUUUGAAGUAAAUUUUCUUGAAUUAAGAAAAUUAGUUGAUCAAAUACGGAGAAGUAAAUGAUUUUAUUUAAUCAAUGAUACAUACUUUUUUUCAGUGUAGAAAAAAAAUACACUUAAAUAAAGUAUCAAUGCACUUUUUGUCAGUUAUAUGAAAUUUUUUUUCGCGACCUACGAUAUUCAGGCUGUGAAAAUGUCCGGGGAAGCGAAACAAUGUCGUUUAGGAAGUCUACUGAUUUUUUUUUUUUUUGCUAGUUUUUAGUGGAUAUUGUACAAUUAACGAUGCGUAUGUAUAAUUAUAUUAUAAAUCGAGAUGUGUAAAUGAAGUUGCGCACUGAUUUGACACUCUUGAGUGUCAUUAUUAUUAUUAUUAUUAUUAUUAUUAUUAUUAUUAUAAAUAUAUUACACUCACACACAAGCGCGCGCGUGCCAAUAUUACAUUGCAAAAAAAAGUUGUAUGAAAUUGCGAUUAAAAAAAAGUAAUGUAUAAAUACAAUUAUACUGCAAAGCUGUGAAUAUUUUCUUCUUUUGCAAUAAAAAAAAAAAAAAUCAUUAUUAAAAGCAAAGAUCAAACUUUUUUUACUCGUCUUAUCGUUCAAACAAUUUUCUACCGUGCGAGCGCCCUUGCGUGAAACAAUAAAGACUAAAUAUCAUUUUCGAUUAUACAUACAUACAUAUAUAUGUGUAUAUAUAUAGCCGGUCUCAGGAAUCUGAUUGUGACGAUUGUAAAAAAAAAAAAAAAAAAAAAAUGUAGGUAAGUCGCUAUAUACAGCAAAAUAGAAAAUAAAAGUUUAUUCCGAAAAUAUGCGUUUUUAAUAAUGGCUUGAUUAGAAUGAAAUUUUAAUUAUUCUUGUAAAUAAAAAAAUGUUCUGUGUUUUGUAAUAAAACUAAAACAUGAACCUUUUUAUAAAUAUUUUAAACGAAAAUAUGAAAGUACAUAUUUACCAUAUAAGUACAAAUUUAUUUUAUUAACUACUUUCGAACUUUUAAUAUUGAUUAAACAAAAAAUUAAUAUUUAUAUAUAUAUAUAUAUAAAAAAAAUGUCAUUCUACUCAAACCAUUGUACCCGGAAAACAAUAAACACGGCACUUGAAUGUAAAUUUUUCAGAGAGACAAUCUACAGCAGCGCAUUCUCGAGACAUUUUUAAAAUUAUAAUUGAGCUAAUGUAUUACGCAUGCGUACAUAAUAUCAAUUAUAGCCAUUGCGCAUGCGUAAUGCUUGAAAUGUUCAAUAAAUUUAAAGAAUGCGCGCAAGAUUUGUGUUUAUCCUAAAUAAUGCAUUUCUCUUAUACAUAAUAUACGUGUCCAUAAUAAUAAUAAUAAUCGUUGGUAUUUAAAAUAAUCAUUAGAAAACCGUUUAUGGAACGGAGAGAAGAGAUUUUACUUUAAUGAAAGUACAUUUUUGUACUCACUAAAAAAGUAGUGAGAUUCACUAUAAUGUCAAAAUGUACUAAACGAAUUGUUUGUUAAAAAGCCGAUAGAUGGAACUACUAUCGGUAAAUUUUAUUACUAAACAAAAAAAAAAUAUUUUUAUUCAGUAUACGCUCUUCUCUCCGUGAAAUUUAGAAAAAAUCCUAUACUAUAUCGAUUAACUUAAUGGGUCUUUAUACAAUCAAACCUCGCACAGUAACGAAUUGCUGUAAUUUUCCCAUUAUGAACUUUGCAAACAGGCGAAUUAUAGUAAAAGAAAAAAUUAUUUAAACUUAUAUAAAUUAUUAAAAGAAAUAUUGUUUAAGCUAUUUGGAUACACAACAAUUAUUGUUUUUUUGUUACUGAUUGUUAUAAUAUUUACAUUAUUAAAGUGUGAAAUGAUUUAAACACUAAAGUCGUUAAAAUUUUGUUAUUGUAAAAUAUGAUCAGCGAAUUAAAUUUUCACUUUAGUUUAAACUACUUUUUAAAUUUCCAUAAACUUGUGAAAAGUACAGAAGCUUCAGUCAACAAAUUUUUUCUCUGAAGUUCUUCUUCAUUUUCAAAAAGUUCCCUACUUAAAGAAAAACUCGUUAAUUUGAGAAUUCGUCAUUGUGCGAGGUUUAACAGUAUUUAAAAAAAAGCAACUGGUAAUGGGAUAUUGAUAUUACUGAAAUAGAUAUAAUAAUAUUUUAAAUAGCAAAAAAAUUUUAAUUGCAAUAAAAAUUUUACAAUUAAUAUUUAAAAUUUAUUGCAAUCAAUAUUUUUUAAUUUAAUGAAAUAUUUAAAAAUCUAUUUACAGUAUAGGGAAAAAUGUCGAUAUCCCGUGGAUGAUUGUAAUAUGAAAAAUUAAUGUACAAAAGUAUAUAUAUAAGCAAAAUUAAGAAACACAAACACACAACACGAUUAACAUUGUCAUGAUUAAGACACUCAUACACCGUACGCUAUCUGCGCGGGUUCAUUAAGAAUAUCUAAUUUAAAAAAAAAUGAUUGGCAAUAUUUCCAAAAAUUCAUCAACUGAAUUCAAAUAUUAAAAUAACAAGAAUUUAAUAAAAAUGAUCUAUUAAAAUAUUACAAAUGCAGUGAAAAUGUCGCUUUGUUCGAAUGACCCAUAUUUCUUAAAUUUUAAAUAAUAAACAUGUCGAAAUUUUCACUGAAUAAAAUUAUUAUUACUCUCCAAGGGAAUCAUAUAAAUAUAUAUAUGUAAAUCACGGUAAAGCCACAAGGAGAAUUGAGAAAGACGAGAAAAAAAUUGAAUUUAAAAAAAAAGAAAAAAUGAAACAUAUGUAAUGGUGAAUGAAAGAAAGAAAAUUUCACGAAAUUAUCAUUAUUCCGACAUUUCGGCAAAGGUUAAACUACAUUUUAUGUGAUAUAAUUUUAAUUGACUUGUGAUAUAAACGAUGUGAUCUCUUCUUUCCUAAAUCUGAAAACAAAGAAAGUCACGCAUAUCAAGAUAGUUUUGAGUGCCGAAAUACUUGCUUUUAUAUGAGUUGCCAAAAAUAUGGAUCUCCAAUAUAAUUUGCACAGAAACAAUUCUAUUGUACUUCGAGAUUAACUUUAUGGCAUUUAAAAUAUAAAAAUUCAAAUAAUAAGUCCAAAAAAAAAAAUUUAUUUUGGCACCUUUUUUUUACAGUGAAUUCAAUAUAGAAAUGGAUUUUUUUUUGUAUAUUAAACGAUGUGUAGGUUUUCAGAAAAAGAAUAAUGAAGACAUUACUUUUUUUCCAGCACGUAACAGAGUGAUCAAAAACGUGUGAGAGUACUUAUUUUAAAAAAAAAAAAUAAUUUGUUUAUAUUGUUAGAGUGUGACACUCCAACUCUUAACACAUUUAAAGUAUGUACCUAAGAAGUGGGAUCAGAGUAGAAAAAGCGACUUUGAUAUAUAUAUAUAAUAUAUAUGUAGAAUAUUUGCUUCUCGAUUCUAAAUUCAAGACUGUCACUAAAAUUUAAGGCAAUGAACCAAUAAAGUAACUCCGAAAUUUUCAAAACAUUUCCUAAAAAAAAACACCUUUCUAAAAUUGAAAAAAAAUUUCUUUAUUGUAAAGAAAUCAUUUUGGAGCUACUUGGACAAAUAAUAUAUAUAUUUAAUGUCGAUGAAACGAAAAGACUAAUAAAUUUUGAUUGAAAAUAUGUAUAAAUUAAUCGUUUCAUUGGCAAUAAUAAAAUACCAUAUUUCUUCUUUAUUACACGAAUUUUAAAGUAAAUGAAUAGAGAUAGAGAAGAAGUAGAUUGUGUUUAAUCGCUAGAUUAAUUGUCCAUGGAAUAAUUUCCUAAAUAUUUUGUUUUAUUUCUAUUUUAAAAUUCACACCAAUGACUCUCCUAAAGUAUUCCAGUUUUUUCCCUCUUCUUUUUAACUGUUUUUUUUUAGUAAUUAUUUUUUGUACGGAAGAAUAAAUCCAAGCAUUUUUAGAAACUGGAAAACGCAAUUGUCAUCGCUCUCAAUAGAAAAAAUAUAUAUAUGCAUAUAUAGUAGUGUUGUUGGGGGAGAAUUGGAAUUCGCGCCUGAAAUGUCACGGACGCGCGUCACACACAGUUACUGUAAUUAUUAUUCUGUACCUCACAUAUCGGGAAAAAAAAAUAGAGAUACAUUGGCCAAAGCGACGCACGCGCACGGAAAUUAAAGUAAUUAAAAUAAAACUUAAUUAAAUUAAAGUAAAUUACACCAUUUAUUAAUUGCAGAUGAAUCUAUAAGGAUAAUCAUUAUUAUUAUUAUUAUUAUCGUAAUGCUACUGUUUAAACUUAACAUUAUCCACGUUUGUAUAUUAAGAAGAAAAACAGAAAAAAAGAUAGUGUGUGUGUGUGUGUGUGUGUGUGUAUUCGAGAGAGACAUUUAGAGUGAAACAGAGAAAAUGUUGUGACGUAUAUAUACAUGUCACAAAAAACGUUGUCAAGAGAAAAAAAGGAUCACCGGGCGACAAUUUGAUUUUUUUAAUUUUUUGACUUGCCCGUGGAUAGAUAUUUAUAUAUACAAUAUAUAUGUAUACGUAUGAAUAUAUGUAUAUAUGUAUAUUCAUUUAUAUACGUAUAUGCAUAUAUUGUUGUAUGUAAAAGAAACAUUAUAAGAUUCAAAUAUGAAUAAAAUGUGAAAAAUAAAUAUCACUGUAAAUGCCGAUA